GUGGAUCCUGUGACGUCAGCGAGUCCGAACCGCCGGAGCUGAGCAAGGGGCCGGGGGCGCCGAUCCGGGAAAGCUGGGCCAGGAGAGCAGAACUGGGAGACCAGAGCGCAGCUGGAACCGGCCGGACCCGGAGCUCCUCAGGCACUUACUCCCCCGCCCAGGCGAUCGGCGCACGUAUAGUGGCUCACAGGCCCCCGCCCGGGCCCAGUCCCCUCCCGGGCCCUCCAUGGCCCGGGCCGCAGCCCUCCUGCCGUCGAGAUUGUCGCCGACGCCACUACUGUUGCAGUUGCUGCUACUGCUGCUGCUCCGGGAAACCGGAGCCCAGGAUGUUCAAGUGCCACCUGAGGUACUAGGCUUUGUGGGGAGCACUGUGGAGCUUCCAUGCCACCUGCUGCCACCUACCCCCAAAGUGGAAGUUUCACUAGUGAUUUGGCAGCGUCUGGAUGCAGCUGGAGUCAGCCAGAAUGUGGCCACCUUCCACCCUAAGUUUGGUGCCAGCUUCCCCAGCCCACAGCCAGGCAGUGAGCGGCUGUCCUUCGUUGCUGCUGGGCAGGACACCGGGAAUGGGCAAGGCACCAAGAUGGAGCUUCGGGACGCCACGCUGGCUCUCCGGGGGCUGACAGUAGAGGACGAAGGCAACUACACCUGCGAAUUUGCCACCUUCCCUAAGGGCUCGCUCAAUGGGGUGACCUGGCUCAGAGCCAUAGCCGAGCCUCAGAACCAUGCUGAGGCACAGGAAGUCACGCUCAGCCUAGACCCUGUACCUGUGGCUCGCUGUGUCUCCACAGGGGGCCGCCCUCCUGCCCGAAUCUCCUGGUUGUCACCCCUGGACGGGGAGGCCAGAGAGAGUCAGGGGCCAGGACCCCAGCCUGGCACAGUCACCGUCACCAGCCGCUUCACCUUGGCACCCUUGGGACAAGCAGAUGGUGCCAAGAUCACCUGCAAAGUGGAGCAUGAGAGCUUCAAGGAGCCAGUCCUGCUGCCUGUGAUCCUUUCUGUGCGCUAUCCACCCGAAGUCUCCAUCUCUGGCUAUGAUGAUAACUGGUACCUCGGCCGUGGUGAGGCCACCCUAAACUGCGAUGUCCGCAGCAACCCAGCACCCACGGGCUAUGACUGGAGCACGACUUCAGGCGUCUUCCCAGCCUCAGCAGUGGCCCAGGGCCCCCAGCUGAUCAUCCACUCAGUGGACACACUGGUCAACACUACCUUUAUCUGCACCGUCACCAAUGCUGUUGGCACAGGUCGUGCUGAGCAGAUCGUUUUUGUCCGAGAAUCCCCCAACACAGCAGGUGCAGGGGCCACAGGUGGCAUCAUUGGAGGCAUCAUCGCUGCCAUUAUUGCUACUGCUGUGGCUGCCACAGGCAUUCUCAUCUGCCGACAGCAGCGGAAGGAACAGAGGCUUCAGGGGGCAGAGGAGGAGGAUGACCUGGAGGGACCUCCCUCAUACAAGCCACCAACCCCAAAGGCAAAGCUGGAGGAAUCAGAGAUGCCCUCCCAACUCUUCACUCUGGGGGCCUCUGAGCACAGCCCACUCAAGACCCCUUACUUUGAUGCUAGUGUCUCGUGUGCUGAGCAGGAAAUGCCUCGAUACCAUGAGCUGCCCACCUUGGAAGAGCGGUCAGGACCCCUGCUCCUUGGAGCCACGAGCCUGGCACCCCCCAUCCUCGUGCCUCCAGGGCCACCUGCUGUGGAGGGAACUUCCCUGGAUCUAGAGGAUGAAGAGGAAGAGGAGGAAGACUAUCUGGACAAGAUCAACCCCAUCUAUGAUGCCCUGUCCUACACCAGCCCUUCUGAUUCCUACCAAGGCAAAGGCUUUGUCAUGUCCCGGGCCAUGUAUGUGUGAGCUGCCAUGGAUCUGGCCUCUUAGCUCUCAUCUUUUGAUCUCUUAGCCUUCUGCUAGAGAUCUUUGACCAGUACCCCCUGACCUCUGGCCAUGCCACUUGUCAUUUAACACACAUGCAUCCCAUCUGUGACUUCUACCUUGAUGGCUCCAUUAUGACCUCUGACCCCUGAUCACUGACCCAGAGAAACCUGCUGUGACAAUGGAGACCUGGUAACCUUAUUUUAUGAGGCAGGAGUAGGGAAAGUAGGCUUCUGCCCAACCUGACUUCAAGGACUUCUCUCUAAGACUGUGACCUUAAACCAUACCUCUCAUCUUCCACCAACAUUUUGACUCCUCCAAAUCCCAAAGCAGACCCCAGACCUAGGAUUUGUCCUCAGCCAGUAAAUUCCCAAUAGGUCUGGAGUGUGCAUUAGGGACUCCCUGCUGCUCAGACCUGAGCCCUCAGGCGGCAGGACCCCAUUUGCCCCCACCCCACUUCAUUCCCCAAAGGUGGAGGGAAGGGAUUCCCCAGCCCAAGGUAGAGCUUUCCUAUCUCCUCCCUCCUGCAGGCAGGAGUCUCAGGGUCCAGACCCCUCCCUGAGCCCCAAUUCCUAUCUACAGAGCUUGAAGCUUCAACCCAGGACUAGAUGGGGCAAGCCUCAUGCAAAGUGUGCCUUGAUAGCCCCAACCUUGGGAGAAGAAUUUGAAAUUACCAUAAAGACUACUGAAUCCUUUUACCCCUGCCCAGUGGGAUGAGACCUAAACGUCCCCCUUCAGGUCACCUGGGUUGAAGGUAGGGAUAUCAUACUGUUUUGUAAGCUAACCAUUUCCUACAACAUAUGAGUUUAUA
Nycticebus coucang (slow loris) is the source of this 2672-nucleotide messenger RNA. RefSeq names its product nectin cell adhesion molecule 2 (gene NECTIN2). The coding region runs from base 227 to 1843 and encodes 538 amino acids. Gene Ontology annotation, molecular function: cell adhesion molecule binding. NCBI's taxonomy places the organism in Eukaryota, Metazoa, Chordata, Mammalia, Primates, Lorisidae. Gene Ontology annotation, biological process: cytoskeleton organization; coreceptor-mediated virion attachment to host cell; positive regulation of mast cell activation. Gene Ontology annotation, cellular component: focal adhesion; apical junction complex; plasma membrane. The transcript is spliced from 9 exons. The record is from RefSeq and is a predicted model, not a curated record.